Ochotona princeps (American pika) is the source of this 1772-nucleotide messenger RNA. It is a transcript of the gene VAPA, whose product is annotated as VAMP associated protein A. The coding region runs from base 287 to 1165 and encodes 292 amino acids. Gene Ontology annotation, biological process: neuron projection development. Gene Ontology annotation, cellular component: endoplasmic reticulum membrane; plasma membrane. The record is from RefSeq and is a predicted model, not a curated record. Gene Ontology annotation, molecular function: FFAT motif binding. The transcript has 7 exons. Lineage: Eukaryota; Metazoa; Chordata; Mammalia; Lagomorpha; Ochotonidae.
CGUCACGUGGGGCGCCGAGGAUCGCAGUGCGCGUGGCCGCGGCGGCUGGCGUGGGGUUGAGUCAGUUGUGAGACCGGGCGCUGCUGACCCAGCGGGCGGCCCACUUGGAGCCGCUGCCGAGCGACAGGCGUCGGGGCUCGGGGAGCCGUGCGCCUGGGCCCCGCGGAGACCUGUCGUCCUCCUCCCGCCUCUCCCUCGCCACCCCCCGCUGCCAGCCAGCCAGCCAGCCAGCCAGCAAACCGCCGCCGCCGCCGCGGGCGCGCCCCCGCUCUGCGCUGUCUCUCCGAUGGCGUCCGCCUCCGGGACCAUGGCGAAGCACGAGCAGAUCCUGGUCCUCGACCCGCCCACAGACCUCAAAUUCAAAGGCCCCUUCACAGAUGUAGUCACAACCAAUCUUAAACUGCGCAACCCGUCGGAUAGGAAAGUGUGCUUUAAAGUGAAGACCACAGCCCCUCGGCGGUACUGCGUGAGGCCCAACAGCGGGGUCAUCGACCCGGGCUCCACGGUCACUGUCUCAGUAAUGCUACAGCCCUUUGACUAUGAUCCGAACGAAAAAAGUAAACACAAGUUUAUGGUACAGACCAUUUUUGCUCCACCGAACACUUCAGAUAUGGAAGCUGUGUGGAAAGAGGCAAAACCUGAUGAAUUAAUGGAUUCUAAAUUGAGAUGUGUAUUUGAAAUGCCCAAUGAAAAUGAUAAAUUGGGUGUACCUGCGCCAGGGAUUGCUCCGCCUGCCACGCCAAGGAGCAGCAGCGACAUAGGUGCAGCACCUGCCGCUUACCACGCGAGGAGUGAGCCCAGGGGACAUGUGUUCAAACAGGAGAAGCAGAAGAAUGACUUGGAACCUAGCAAAGCUGCUCCCCUGAACGCAUCGAAACAGGAUGGACCCAUGCCAAAACCUCACAGUGUUUCCCUCAAUGACACCGAAACAAGGAAGCUCAUGGAAGAGUGUAAAAGACUUCAGGGAGAGAUGAUGAAACUCUCAGAGGAAAACCGACACCUGAGAGAUGAAGGCCUAAGGCUCAGAAAGGUAGCACAUUCGGAGAAGCCUGGCUCCCCCUCCGCCGCGUCCUUCAGAGAGAACGUCCCCAGUCCUCUCCCUUCCCUUCUUGUUGUCAUCGCAGCCAUCUUCAUUGGAUUCUUUCUAGGGAAGUUCAUCUUGUAGAGUGAAGCAUGCAGAGAGCUAUUUCUUUUUUUUUUUUUUUUCUCUUGACCAGAAAAGAUUUGUUUACCUACCGUCUCACUGGUAGUACGGCCGCGGUGACCAUUUUGUGUGUACAGCGUCAUGCAGGCUUUGCCUUUAAUGAUCUCUUACGGUUAGAAAACACAAUAAAAACAAACUGUUCGGCUACUGGACAAAUUGUAUAUUAUCAGAUCAUCACUAGCAGAUGUCAGUUGCACAUUCAGUCCUUUAUGAAAUUCAUAAAUAAAGAAUUGUUCUUUCUUUGUGGUUUUAAUAAGAGUUCACGAAUUGUUCAGAGUCUUGUAAAUGUUAUUUUAAUAAUCCCUUAAAAUUUUAUCUGUUGCUGUUACCUCUUGAAAUAUGAUUUAUUUAGAUUGUAAUCCCACUCAUCCAGGAAAUGCCAAGAGGUGUUGUGUGGGAAAUGGUGCCUCUUACAGUGUAGAUCUCCCUUACCUUUGCUAAUAUCAUGGCGGAAUUUUUCUUAUCCCUUGUGAGGCAGUUGUUGACUGAGUUUUUCAUCCUUACAAUCCUGUCCCAUGGUAUUUAACAUAAAAAAAAAAUAAAACUGUUAACAGAUUCUUGCUCGAUA